Molecule: messenger RNA, 3309 nt
Organism: Hyla sarda
Lineage: Eukaryota; Metazoa; Chordata; Amphibia; Anura; Hylidae
Gene: CLRN1
Product: clarin 1
Exons: 3
Coding region: 265-963 (232 amino acids)
Biological process (GO): equilibrioception; sensory perception of sound
Source: RefSeq, a predicted model, not a curated record
GAGAGGAAGCAUCUAUCAGGUUACACAAAGGUUCCAUCUGCUGCCCGAGUCAUCAAGUGGAAGGGAAGAAAUAAGGAAUAGCACUUUGUUCUUUCUUCAGGCUCCAUUACUGUGAUGUUUGCAGAUAGAUCCUAUUGACUGCAGAACAUCGCGCUUACUACAGGCGAUGACCUAUGGCUUGCUUGAAUCUUGCAUGGAUUUAGGUUUCCUCUAUUCACUCCAAAGAUCAUUGUAUUUAGAUAACGGAAGACUCUUGGUGCAGUCAUGCCUAAACUGCAGAAGAAAGUUCUCUUUUGUCUGGCUGGUACACUAAGCUUUGCCUGUGCCCUGGCAAUUGCAGCUGCAUUAGGCAUUCAACUGUGGGUAAGGGGAACAUUAUUGUGCAAGACAGGAGCCCUGAUAGUCAAUGCUACAGGAGAUGAGCUGCAAAAGUUUAUUGGGGAGAUCGAAUAUGGCCUGUUCUAUGGACAGCGAGUGAAGCAGUGUGGACUUGGUGGGAGACCUACUACAUUCUCAUUUUUUCCGGACCUGCUGAAUGUUAUUCCGGCCAGCAUUCAUGUCAGUGUGGUGAUAUUCACAACAGCGCUCAUUGUAUUUGCUCUGGUGGGGACUGGCUUCUUCAUGUUCAACGCCUUCGGUAAACCAUAUGAAACUCUACAUGGUCCGGUGGGACUAUAUCUCUGGUGCUUUAUUUCAUGUUCCUGCGGUUGCCUUGUCCUUAUCCUCUUCUCCUCAGAAGUGAAGAUGCAUAAUCUAUCAGAGAGGAUAGCUAAUUAUAAAGAAGGAGGAUUUUUAUUUAAGACUCAGACAGAACACUUUGAGAAAUCCUUCUGGAUCGUCCUGGUUUGCACCCUGGUACAUUUUUCAAACAUUUUUCUAAUUCGAUUAACAGGUUUUGAUUUUCCCUUCUCAAAAUCAAAGGAGCUUGAUACAAGUUCCGGAGCAAUUGAUCUGAUGUACUGAGAUUAGUUCUGCACAAAACACGAGAAGCAUGUUACCCAACACACAUUUAUAGAGAUAUUUAGAUGAAACAUUCAGGAAUCAGAACCUAGUUCUGAUCUCUUCUGCCAUGUUGAAGGGUUAUCCUCGCGCUAUUUAUAACAGGAGAGCUUAAAGCAGGGAGGACAGGGACUAUUCAGUAUUAUGAGAAAAUAAGCCAUUUUACUGCAUUUAAAAUGUAAGCCAUUCAUAGCAGUUGAAUAAAACUCGUGUAAACAACAAUACAGGUUCACUGCUGUUCUGGAGAGGAGAUUAUAUAUGAUUUCAUUGGCCAGUCUGGUACAUUGGAGGGGACAUGUUUAAAUUUUAAAAUGUAUUAUCCAAAACACCCCUUAAAACUAUUCCUGCCUAAACAUUAAAGGGGUACUCCACCCAUAGACAUCUUCUUAUCCCCUAUCCAAUGAUGUCACGAACGGGGCGGGAAGUCAUGGCCAUGCCCACUCAAUGCAAGUAUAUGGGAGGGGGCAUGACGGCCAUCACGCCCCCUCCCAUAGACUUGCAUAGAGGGGGCGUGGAUGUGACAUCACGAGCGGGGCAUGGCCAUGACAUCACGAGCCUCCGGUGCUGACCCCAACGCUCUAAACUAAAGCCGGGUGCAGCAGGGAGAUCACGAGGGGUCCCCAGCGAUGGGACUCCAGUGAUCAGACAUCUUAUCCCCUAUCCUUUGGAUAGGGGAUAGAUGUCUAGGGGCAGAGUAAAUCUUUUAAGCAAAACCGAUUGUAAACUGGCAUCAGAAAUACACAGAACCAAGAGAUAAUAUUAGUAGUGUGUAAAAUAUUUCAGAUAAACAGUUUCUGGCAUAAAGAGUGAAGCUGUUUCUUAGUUUCAUGCUGCCUAAACCACAGCUCCGUUGUAAGACCCUUCUUUACUCUGAAACGUUACAGUGUUCCAGAAGUCCACUCAGAUGAUAUUUCACCCCAUACAUUUUUAACUCUGAUGUCUACUGAGUAAAUUUUCACAUCAUAGUUAGUUGUAUUGGGGGACCCUGUCCCUGUUUACGCAGUCCGUGUGUUUACUGAAGAGUCUGUCUUUCAAGAAGUUGCCAUUUACUAUAGGCUGGCACUGUGAUCAGAUUACUGUGGCACCAUCUUCUCUAACCCCCAAUGAUCAAAUGUUAUUUCAUUGGCGGCCACAACUGGACAUACAUGACCCUUGCUGAGUCUACUGUAGAAGUGAGGGCUCAAGUCCGGCAGUAACGCAUGCGAACUGAGUUCCUGCACUUUUUCCACUGCUGGAACACCGUUCCCAUUAGUAGGAGUCCUGCAAGACCAGCCCUUGAGUGGAAGAGUUCACACACUUUUUUUUUCCCAGGACUUCACACCUGGGAGAAGAGUAUUAUUAAAUGUGGCUUCUCAAUAAACAGCCAACCAUAUAAUACAUGGGCAGCCUCAGUCCACUUGAAUGAGGGACUUUGAGGGUAACUUUCUACUCUAGCUCAUAGACGGGAGUCCAAAGUUAGGGACUGUCCUCUAUGACAUCCAUACGUCCUAACAGAGCACAUGAACAGGAAUGGUCCUGGUUUUUACCUUUGUAAUAGAAUCUCAGCAACUGAAAAAAAUUGUCAUUAAUUGUACAUACAGAGAACGUUUGCAAAGCGUUUAAAAAGCGACGGAAAGCAUGCAAAAGUAACAUGGCUGCAAUACUUCUUCGUAACAGAAAUUAUAUAUCCAUAUUGGAAUAUGUAACCUCAAAUUAUAUAUUAUGUAAGGUGUGACAGCACCAUCAGCACCAAUAUUUGCUAUCACUCUGGCCAUAUUAAAGGGGUACUUCACACCUAGACAUCUUAUCCCCUAUCCAAAGGACCCCGCAAUCUCCCUGCUGCACCGGGCGUUCGUUUAGAGCAUUGGGUGCAGUGUCGGAGACUUGUGACGUCAGGGUCGCGUCCCGCUUGUGAUGUCGCGGGCACGCCCCCUCAAUGCAAGUCUAUGAGAGGGGGCGUGACAGCUGUCACGCCCCCUCCCAUAGACUUGCAUUGAGGGGGCAUGGCCGUGACGUUAUUAGUGGGGCAUGACCGUGACGUCACGAGCCUCCAACACGCAUCGCCAGUCAUCUAGCACUCAGUGCACGGGUGUCUGAGGUGCCACAGCCGAGAUCGCAGGGGACCCCCGCGAUUAGACAUCUUAUCCCCAAUACUUUGGAUAGGGUAUAAGAUGUCUAGGGGCAGAGUACCCAUAUAAGAAACAAUUGGAAACCCUUUUGUGUCACCCCAUGUUGAUGAUGAUGAUGAUGAUGAUGAUCGUGCCAAAUAUUUUGGUGAUACACAUGUUUAGAUAAAUGACUGCAAGAUACUUUUAUUAGAUGAAAUGUUAA